AUGAAGAAAAUGAUGAAAGGCUUACAACCAGUUUCCUUACCGGAAUUUGAUGGAGUGUUUUACCCAUCAUUUAUUCCAUUCAGGGAGAAAGGAGCAGAGAAAGCUUUACAGGAUAUCACUAAGUUCCAGUCAAGAGACACAGAUAUAAUGAUAUGCACGUACGCCAAAUCAGGAACACAUUGGAUCAAUGAAAUCACCAGUAUGUUAAUCCGAAAAACACCAGAACUCGAUACUGCAAGCAAAGGUAUGACGAUGCUGGAAACCAUUUCCGAUUUUUCUAUCACAGAUACCCUUCCAUCGCCUAGACUUCUGAACACGCAUUGCUUGUGUCAGUAUCUACCUAAGAAACACAUCGAAAAUAGAAACAAAAUAAUUCACAUGAUUAGAAAUCCGAAAGAUACUUGUGUUUCAUACUAUCACCAUGCAACGAAAGACCAAGUAUUUCUCAGUUUUACUGGAUCUUGGAAUGAGUUUUUCGACAUGUGGAUAUCAGCAAACUGUGCUUAUGGAUCAUGGUACACUUAUGAAAAGGAAAUUGAACAAGCAGAGAAAGAUUAUCCUGACAUGAUAUUCACUUGUUCAUAUGAGGAAAUGAAAAAGGAACCCACUAAAGGAAUACGGAGGCUUUCCGAUUUUUUACAAAUUGAAUGCACAGACAAAACCAUAGAAGAUAUUGCCAAAGCAACAUCAUUUGAGAAUAUGAAAGAACAUAAGGUAGAUCCAACGGCAGUAAUAGACGGAAAUUCAGAAAUUUAUCGAAAAGCAAAACGUAGAAUAUAA
Messenger RNA from Mytilus californianus (California mussel), 780 nucleotides. RefSeq names its product sulfotransferase 1B1-like. NCBI's taxonomy places the organism in Eukaryota, Metazoa, Mollusca, Bivalvia, Mytilida, Mytilidae. Gene Ontology annotation, cellular component: cytoplasm. The record is from RefSeq and is a predicted model, not a curated record. The transcript is spliced from 5 exons. Gene Ontology annotation, biological process: sulfation. Gene Ontology annotation, molecular function: sulfotransferase activity. Bases 1 to 780 code for a protein of 259 amino acids.